UGUCCGGGGUCCUUCAUCCUAAAUCCGCUUCCUCUUUCUCUUCUUGUUCAGUGUUGACAGCGAAGUCAUAUGGAUGCGGACGGCGUCGUGGCACUCAUGUGGCCUCUGCUCUUUGCCUUGUUUGCAGGGGUGCAGGCCUCCCCUCUGGAGCCCUCCAUUCCCGCCCGAGUACUCGCUGUGGCGGGGUCGUGCGUGAUCAUCCCCUGCUCCUUCACACCCUCAGCAGAAAAACGCGCCGAGGUGGACGUGCGGGUGCGCCUGCGAGGUCACACCCGGUUCUUUUUGUUCCGCCAAUCCCGCGUGGCCUUCAACAGCGGAGACAUGGAGGAGGUCAGCGACGUCUUCCGGGGCCGUAUGUCCUUAUCGGGUCCGGUGAAGGACGGUGACUGCUCAUUGAGGAUGAACAAGGUCAGCGCGGAAGAUGCCAGGACGUACGAGGUGUCUCUGAAGAGGACUGGAGACUCUGCUUGGGGGAAGGCCAAGUCUUUCGGUUUGGACGUUGUGGACACCCCCGAGGCUCCUGUUAUUAGCGGCGUGUCCUCAGCCGCAGACGGGCAGGUGGUCACCUUCAAUUGCAGCGUCAGCUACCAGUGCCACUCCGAACCACCGACCCUUCAUUGGAAAUGGGAGCGAGGAGUGCAGCCGGUGGGGGAGCAGGAGAUACGGAUCCUUGAAGCCCAAAACCAACUGCCGGUGCUGCAGACCUCGCUCACCUUCAAAGUGUUGAGCUGGGUGAAGGUGAGCCUUCGGUGUGAGCUCAGCUACCCGAGAGCCAAUAUGGUGACUGCCUUCAAGGAUCUGCAUGUGACAUUCCCACCCAAAGAUGUGACAGUUCAAGUGCAGACCUUGACAGUGCAGGAGGGGGGCAGCGUCCUGCUGGCCUGCUCAUGCAAAGCCGACCCACCGGUGUCCGAGUACCACUGGUCUUACGUUCACCGCGGCCGCACGUUCCACUUGGGCCAACGCAUGCACACCAUCCGUUUAUACAACGUGACACGGGACACAGCGGUCCGCUGCGUGGCCGAGAACCUGGUGGGACGCGCCCAGUCGCGGGCCACCGUCCUCAACGUUCAAUAUAAGCCUGUGAUCCAGCGCCUCUCGUCAACUUGCAUGGUGGCAGAUGGGAUGCUGCGCUGCGUCUGCUUGGCCCAGUCCAACCCACGGCCCGCCAUCAGCUGGAGCGUCAACAACAGCACACCGCCGCGCGGCUACAACGCUUCACUCUCGGCCGACGCCCUCACGGCCACUCUGAGGGGCCGCGUGGACGGGGGGCUGCAGACGGUCACCUGCUUGGCCCACAACGCCCUUGGGAACGACUCGGUCACGCUGUUGCAGCACCAAGCAGGAGUCGGGUCUUGGCGAUUGAUGUCGUUUUUGGUUCCCCCCGCCGCCGUCAUCCUCUUCGGUAUCUCCUUGGGUGUGCUUGUUUUCUGCUACUGCCAUCGCAAGAAGUCCGUCAAACACAUGCUGAGCGGACGUCCAUCAGGUGCUGGGCUGUACCAGGCCCGCAUGCCGGUCUACAUCAACUGCUCGGAGGUGAGCCACGUGUACACCAACGGAAGCUACCAGCUGCUCUACCAGAACUGCACGCCGCGUUUUGUGCGCAACAAGCAAGUACGUCCGAUGGGCAGAAGGGGCGGCGAGAGAAGGCGAGGAGGUCCGCGCGGAGGUGUGGACACACAAGUCACCGUCAGAGAGGUGCAAGGCGCCAUUGCAGCUGAUGCGGAAUCAGCCAUCUACCUGGAGGUCCUCUAAAAAAACAAAAAAAAAACUCACUGAGCAAUGA
Molecule: messenger RNA, 1786 nt
Organism: Syngnathus acus (greater pipefish)
Lineage: Eukaryota; Metazoa; Chordata; Actinopteri; Syngnathiformes; Syngnathidae
Gene: psg4
Product: myelin-associated glycoprotein
Exons: 8
Coding region: 70-1755 (561 amino acids)
Source: RefSeq, a predicted model, not a curated record